AUGACUGAUUCAAAUAACUUAGAAAGUGAUAAUGAUCCAGUUGAGUUUGAGUUUCCAGUAUUAUUGUCAACAUCGCUGGCCGAUAAAUUAUACAUAUUUCAGUACCCCAUACGACCUGCUAGUAAAGGUUAUGACAACACCACAUUUUUAAAAACUUCAAUAAAACCAGAAAAUCAAGAAUUUCGCAUUGAAGUUGGACUAGAUUGUAAUAGUGCUAAUUAUGAUCAAAGAAAAGGUGAAAAAAUUGCGAUGGAUGCUGAUGGACCAUUCGAUAGAUGUGAGAAUGAUAAAGACAGAUAUUUUCAGGGUGAAUACAUGGAUAAGACAGUACUACAAUCAUCAAGAGCAGUUCCAGAUUGUUCUAAUUAUGCCGUAGGUACUUUUCAAGGAAACGAAUUGCAUAUUACACCUUUAAAGAGUAUCGUUCAAUUAAGACCGCAAUUUAAUUAUCUUGAACAAAAUGAAAAAAAUAAAGAUGAUGAAUCAAAGAAAAACGGAAAUGAGUCUGAUGAAGAGGAAACUAAGGCAAUUAGUGUUACAUUCUCUCGGAAUAGAACUGAUGCAAGUAAAAAACUACAAGAACAAUCAUUUGAAAACCAUUCGAAAAAAAGCUUGGAAGAGCUAUGGAUUGAUACUCAAUACAUGAAUGCAGAAUCUACUCAAGCCCAGCUGACCCGAUUAGAAAUGUUUUGUUCAAUUAAUGAAUUAUACAAAAAUAGCUUAGGAGUUUCUUGUAAAGAUUACCUUCAUAUGUUGGCUCAAUCUACAAAUUCUGAUGAACAUUUGAAUAUUAAUGGGUCCGCCAAUGAAAGAUCUUCUCAUUAUAUGUCCAGCCGACCACUUUUAGAUCAAAUUCGUAAAAUUCUCAAAGAUGCAAAGGUAAUUUCGUUCAAACAAUUAAGAUCAAUGAUAGAUUCAAAACACAAAGAUACGGAUGUUCUAAAAUAUUUACAACAAGUAGCAGUUCUUGUACAAGGUAACUGGGUUGUUCAAAAUGAUCUGGUUUUUCCGAAAGAUAAAACAUCAUCCCAAAAUGGAAUCAAUUCUGAUUUGAUGUGUCGAGCAAGAGAUUACAUUCUGUUAACUUUUACUGAAAAUGAAUUUGUUAAAAGAGAAGAAAUAUCCAAGGUGAUCAAGUUACCUGCUGAAGAAAUUGAGGAAAUACUGACAAAUUUAGCAACCGUUGUACCAGAAGACGGAUGGAAAUUAUUAAUACCGCCAAACACUGAAUUUACAAGUAAACAUUCGGAUAUUGCACAUCGGCAAGCUUUGCAUUGGGAAACAAAGCGUAAACAAUGGAAAGAAUUGCUGGAUGCACUAAAUCAUCAACCUCAACGUCAGAGACAAAGAUCAAUUCGUGAAUCUAUAGGUUCAGAAAAUGAAGAAAGAAAUGUUGGACGUGGAAAAAAAACCGUAAGAGAUUCCUCAAUAUCUGAUGAUGGUGCCGCUGCCGUAGAGCCUGUUAAAACUAAAAAAAAUGUCAAAUCUCGAAAAGUAUCGGAAACAACAUGA
This is a messenger RNA of Cotesia congregata, 1512 nucleotides long. The record is from the annotation of a GenBank genome assembly. Lineage: Eukaryota; Metazoa; Arthropoda; Insecta; Hymenoptera; Braconidae.